This is a messenger RNA of Rhodotorula toruloides NP11, 966 nucleotides long. RefSeq names its product protein of unknown function DUF3605. The coding region runs from base 1 to 966 and encodes 321 amino acids. The record is from RefSeq and is a predicted model, not a curated record. NCBI's taxonomy places the organism in Eukaryota, Fungi, Basidiomycota, Microbotryomycetes, Sporidiobolales, Sporidiobolaceae. The transcript has 4 exons. Gene Ontology annotation, biological process: N-acetylglucosamine metabolic process. Gene Ontology annotation, cellular component: cytoplasm.
AUGACUCCCACGAACGGCUCGACCGAUCCUCGAGAAGGAGACGAGCGUAUCAAGGCGGUUUUGCGGCAGGCGACCGAGUUGGCGAACGAAGUGGACCCGCUGUUUACGUGGGAAGAGCUGUGCGAGAUCGUUGCCGAGUGCCGCCUCGAACUCCUCGAACGACACCCACGCCUCGAGGAUCUCUACACCACGACCUUCAACCCACUAAUCAAGUCCCUCUACGGCUCGACCGAGUCGUACCUGCGCACACAACUCGGGUGGGGAAGAGAACCGGAGAAGAAGGAGGAGGAGGAGAGGGAGUAUUGGACGAGAGGGGGGGUGACGAAUGUCAGGAGGAAUGAUUGGCCUUAUGCGGUUCCGAAGGAUGUUAGACACUACGUCGUCUGGGUUCCCCUCCCCCUCUUCCACCCAGCACUCUGCACCCCCCGCCCUACGAACCUACUCGACCUCCCCCCCUCUCCCUCCCAAAGCGGCACCUCCACACCCUCCGGCUCAUCACGCACCAACCCGCUCGCAAAACCAUUCGCCCCUCCGCUCCCCCACGAACCGUCCAUCUGCUCGUCGUUGUCGCCGAGUGUGAGUAGGGUGGGAAGGGCGAGUGUGGCGCCUACGAAGGGGAGCUGGGAUUUCGUGUGUCGGAAUGGGCUGGGAGGACUGACGGGACGGGCGGAGGAGUGGUGGCGCGUGCGAAGGAGGGAGAAAGAGCGCCAAAGGGGGGUACAGGACGAUGGAGGGAUGGGAGCGGGGGAGAACGAUCAGCAGGGAGCGAGGAGGAGUGAGGAGUACGACGAGAAGCAGGGCCCGGAGAAGGAGAUCCGCGCGUUUGUGCUGAAGAAGUGGAGGGUCGAGGAUGGGUGGGAGACGGCUUGGUUCGCCAACCCACCAGGCCUUCAAAGCGUCCCCGGCCUGGCGCACUUCCACGUCCUCGCACGAAGACAUCCCGUCACGAACGGCACAUCCGAGUAG